This is a messenger RNA of Scomber japonicus (chub mackerel), 1965 nucleotides long. RefSeq names its product sodium/potassium/calcium exchanger 2-like. The coding region runs from base 10 to 1965 and encodes 651 amino acids. Gene Ontology annotation, biological process: calcium ion transmembrane transport; long-term synaptic depression; long-term synaptic potentiation. The record is from RefSeq and is a predicted model, not a curated record. Gene Ontology annotation, cellular component: membrane. Gene Ontology annotation, molecular function: calcium, potassium:sodium antiporter activity; calcium channel activity. The transcript has 11 exons. NCBI's taxonomy places the organism in Eukaryota, Metazoa, Chordata, Actinopteri, Scombriformes, Scombridae.
UGCAGAGAGAUGGGUUCAGAUCAACCCUGCAUGGAUUCACUAGAGCGAAGGCCCAUAUUGGGUGACGCCUGUAAGCGGCGGGGCCACCGGUAUAUGCGGAGAAAGCUGAGGCCUGUGCGAAUCUUAGGGUUUGUCUUAAGCCUGGUGGCCAUAAGUGCCGUCUCCUCCUCCUUCAGUGCCUUCACCUGGAGCUCAGGGGGUCUCAGUGAGCAAGUGCUCCCCCAGGAGAGUCUCCAUCAGUCAGCCCCCCACAGGACUCUACUUUUCACCCAACACCAGACAGACCCCAAUGUCUCAGUCGAUAUGCCAAUAGCCAUGAAAUCUACAGCAGAUAACAAUGAGAGCCAGGGGGACUAUCCACCAGACAUUUUUACCCGAGAUGAGAGGCGCAAAGGUGCAGUGGUCCUCCAUAUGUUUGGCAUGAUCUACAUGUUCAUUGCCUUAGCCAUAGUGUGUGACGAAUUCUUCGUCCCAGCGCUGACAGUCAUCACGGAGAAGCUGACCAUUUCAGAUGACGUCGCGGGUGCCACCUUCAUGGCGGCAGGUGGCUCAGCCCCGGAGCUUUUCACCUCCAUUAUCGGGGUCUUCAUCUCACACAGCAACGUGGGCAUCGGGACCAUCGUGGGCUCGGCCGUCUUCAACAUUCUCUUUGUCAUUGGGAUGUGCGCCAUCUUCUCCAAGGAGAUCCUCAAUUUAACAUGGUGGCCGCUCUUCCGUGAUGUCUCCUUCUACAUCCUGGAUCUGAUCAUGCUCAUCAUCUUCUUCCUGGAUAACGUCAUCUCCAUGUGGGAAAGUAUAACGCUGCUCUCAGCCUACGCCGCUUACGUGAUCUUCAUGAAGUUCAACAGCACAGUUGAGGGCUUCGUCAAAGGUUGCAUGAGCAAGAACCAAGUGGUAGAAGUAGAGGUUCAGCCCAAGGAUGAGAAGGCGAGUCCUGGAGCGCCAGAGGAUGACGGCAAGUUGUCGGCCAGACCUCGGCUUCAGAGGGGGGGUAGUUCCGCCUCCCUGCACAACAGCUUGAUGAGGAACAGCAUUUUCCAGCUCAUGAUUCAUACAUUGGACCCUUUAAGUGAAGAAUUUGCUGACUCUGAGCUUGGGACUUAUGGGAAACUAAAAUAUUAUCACUCAAUGACUGAGGAAGGUAAAUUUCGAGAGAAGGCAUCUAUCCUUCACAAGAUCGCUAAAAAGAAAUGCCAAGUCGAGGACAGUGAGAAGGCCAACGGAGUAGCAAGCCGUUCAGACAAGAACCUUCCAAACAGCUCCAGCGUGGAAGUGGAGGUGACACCACCCAUGAAUGGAACCGCAGGUCAAGAGGGGGAAACGGCAGAGGAUGAGGAGGAAGAGGACCAGCCUCUGAGCUUGUCCUGGCCCGAGUCCUGUCGCAAGCGGUUUACCUACCUCUUCAUUAUGCCUGUCGUCAUCCCCCUGUGGCUAACGCUGCCUGAUGUCAGGAAACAGUCGUCAAAGAAGUUCUUCCCCGUCACCUUCGUGGGUGCCAUCUGCUGGAUCGCAGUCUUUUCCUACCUAAUGGUGUGGUGGGCUCACCAGGUUGGAGACACCAUUGGGAUUACCGAGGAGAUUAUGGGUCUGACUAUAUUAGCAGCUGGAACCUCCAUCCCUGAUCUCAUCACCAGUGUUAUUGUGGCACGCAAGGGGCUGGGUGAUAUGGCUGUAUCCAGCUCUGUAGGCUCCAACAUCUUCGAUAUUACUGUCGGACUGCCGUUCCCAUGGCUCAUGUGGUCCUUUUUCAACGGAAUGAGCUCAGUGAAAGUCAGCUCCAACGGCCUCUUCUGUGCCAUCGUGCUCCUCUUCCUCAUGCUCUUAUUUGUCAUCAUCUCCAUCGCCGCCUGCAAGUGGCGCAUGAGCAAGCUGCUCGGCUUCAUUAUGUUCUUGCUGUACUUCGUCUUCCUGGUGGUCAGCGUCAUGCUGGAGGACAAGGUCAUUACCUGUCCCAUAUCCGUCUGA